Messenger RNA from Micropterus dolomieu (smallmouth bass), 3155 nucleotides. Its product is annotated as palmitoyltransferase ZDHHC14-like. Gene Ontology annotation, molecular function: protein-cysteine S-palmitoyltransferase activity. The record is from RefSeq and is a predicted model, not a curated record. Gene Ontology annotation, cellular component: endoplasmic reticulum; Golgi apparatus. The transcript has 15 exons. NCBI's taxonomy places the organism in Eukaryota, Metazoa, Chordata, Actinopteri, Centrarchiformes, Centrarchidae. Bases 171 to 2441 code for a protein of 756 amino acids. Gene Ontology annotation, biological process: peptidyl-L-cysteine S-palmitoylation; protein targeting to membrane.
CUGACUGGGAUGAAUAACAGCAGAGAGGACAAUAUUGUGGUCUAGCUGAGCACGGCUGACUCUUCUGUCUCUGUGAUCCCUCUAUCAAUAAGGAGCACAGGCCUGUCAGAAGGCCUGCCAACUGUCUGGCUGUCCGCGCAGCCUGCACUCUACGCAACAUCUGGACACAGAUGGUGUCCUCCAUGGACUUCAUGGCGAUGAAGCGUUCGCAGCUGUACGGCAUGGCCAACAAUCCCUACUCCAGCCCACAACAGCCGGGGCCUUAUCCUCCUAGCCAGACAUACACGUCACCUCCUCCACAUAGAUAUCCAAUGAGCAUGCAGGGAAGGGGUCAAAUGGGCAUGGGCGGGAUGCAGUAUCCUCAACAGCAGCAGGUGGCACCAUAUGGCCAGCAGGGGAUGGGCGGUUACAGCCAGCAGCAGCAGCAGCAGCAGGCGGGGCAGCAGGGGACCUCUCCAUACUUUAGCCCCCCUCAGCAGACCCCUCCAGGCCCGACCCAGAGCCCCUACCUGCAGCCUCGACCACCACCACAACAGGCCCAGCAGGAGGCCUACAGCACCAGGGGUCCUGCACCAGGAAACUCUGGUAAGGCCAACAAUGAGGAUGGCGUCCCCCAGGACCGCCCGUCCAGUCUGCCGGAUCUGUCCGGCUCGAUUGAUGACCUCCCCACUGGGACGGAGGCUGGUCUGGGCUCAGCCGUCAGCGCCGGCGGCUCCUCCAGCAGCAACAGCAGUAGCCAAGGGGAGCAGGGAGGGGCCAGCAACCAGGGACAGUCCCCCUUCUCUCCUCACGCAUCCCCCCACCUCCCCAGCCACAGGAGCGGGCCCUCUCCCUCCCCUGUGGGCUCGCCUGCAGGCUCCACUCAGUCCCAGCAGUCGCGAUCAGGCUCUGGACCCAUCUCUCCUGCCAGCGGACCCUCUGCCAACACCACCGCACCAGACAGGCGUGCGAAUGUGUGUGUGCACACUGUUCCCGCCUGGCCUACCCGUCAUCCCGCCACCUCUCUGCCCGACUGCACGGCUGACCGGAGCAUCAGCAUGUCUCAGACCUACAUCGGGGAUGAGGCAAGCAGACAUUCGUCUCUCAUCGGGAUGGAUGUGAGGCUGAAUGGGACCGCUGGCAUUCAAGCUUCCAUCACUGACUGUGAGUGUUGUCCAUUCCUGGCCCUGCAGUUGACCCCAGUUAUCCCAGUCAUAGGAGGUGUGCUGUUUCUAUUUGUACUGGGGACGCUCCUGAGGACUAGCUUCAGUGACCCAGGUGUGCUGCCCAGGGCCACCCCUGAUGAAGCGGCUGACCUGGAGAGGCAAAUAGAUGUGGCUAAUGGCAGUACUGGCUACAGGCCCCCUCCCAGGACCAAGGAGGUGGUCAUAAACGGCCAGACAGUCAAGCUGAAGUACUGCUUCACCUGCAAGAUCUUCAGACCACCACGUGCCUCCCACUGCAGCCUCUGUGACAACUGUGUGGAGCGUUUUGACCACCAUUGUCCGUGGGUGGGGAACUGCGUGGGAAGGAGGAACUACCGUUUCUUCUACAUGUUCAUCCUCUCCCUCUCCUUCCUCACCAUUUUCAUCUUCGCCUUCGUCAUCACACACAUCAUUUUGCGCUCCCAUCAAAGCGGGUUCCUCAACGCACUUAAAGAUAGUCCUGCCAGUGUGCUGGAGGUGGUGGUGUGUUUCUUCUCUGUCUGGUCCAUUGUGGGCCUCUCAGGCUUCCAUACCUACCUAAUCAGCUCCAACCAGACUACCAAUGAAGAUAUAAAAGGGUCUUGGUCUUCUAAAAGAGGGAAAGACAACUACAACCCCUACAGCCAUGGCAAUAUAUUCACCAACUGCUGUGCAGCACUGUGUGGACCCCUGCCACCGAGUCUCAUUGACAGACGGGGCUUUAUCCAAUCAGACGCACCACAGCUGGCACCACCAACCAAUGGCAUCACUAUGUAUGGCGCCACUCAGUCUCAGCAGAGCCACAUGUGUGACCAAGACCAGUGCAUUCAGAGCACCAAAUUCGUUUUGCAGGCCGCCGCCACACCUCUCCUCCAGCAGCAGAGUAGCGAGCCAGUCAUCCUGACGGCCACCUCUGAAGACGGAGGCUCUCUAUCCGGCCGCACCUCCCUCGCCCUGGGCGGCCCGUGCACCUCACUCCCCCUCGGCCAGCCCACGCCUCCAACGUCCACCCCCAGCCUCAGCUGCCACGAGGCCAACGACAUGCUGCCAAUGCACGGACACAGCCACACACACAACCACAGCCACCCCCUCCAGGAGCCGGUGGGCCACCACCACUUUCUUACCCCAGAGGAAGUGCCCUCGCCACCAGGUAUGCUUCCUUGCGGCAGCCCCCUGGGUCACAGCCACACCAUGCAGGCCGGCUUCUACAACCCAGCCAGCCAGGACUCACUACAUGAGGACUCUGUGAGAGGAUUGGUAAAGCUCAGCUCCGUCUGACAAAGGGAUGUAUACCACCUCCUCCCUCCUGAAAACAUGCAUCCAGCCCAUGAAACCCUCCUGUGCCACUUUUGUACCAACUCGCUCUCGCCUCAGCAGGACUUGAGAACUGAAAAGGGCUGUGGUUUAAAUUCAGCUGCUAGAAACUGAAUGGAAUUUAUAUGAACUGAACUGAAACCAGUUGUCCUCAGCCAAUGUCUUGCCAAAACGUCUGCGCUGCUGGAACUGGGAGAGGAGAUGUUUUCUGGUGUGAUGCCCUGUAUGACAGCUCGGACAUCUGUUUUUUUUUUUUUUUUUUAUAUUUUUUUUGUUUAACUUCAAGGGAAGAAUAAUCCAUUAGCCCGCGGAUACUGGAUAGGGGAGGGUUUUUUUCUGUGUGGCGUAGGUCUGAACCAUGUCAAGCGUUUUGACAUUACAUGACAUUUUUUUGGUCAAAAUGAUGAAUUUCCAUUAAUGGAUUACAGGUCUGACAGGUUUUUUUGUAAAACAAACACUAUUUGCCUGUUGCUGAUUGGACGGUGUCUUUUGCCUUUUUGUUUUUGUUCUUGGACAUUCUCAGCAGUGCAAUGGUUGAAGUCAUGUUGCAUAUCAUCCUGCUUUUUCUAUGUUUAAAAAAAAAAAUAAGAGACUGUUGUACUGUACCAUGGUUAUUACAAAUCUUACAAAUUAUUAUAUUUCCCGUGGAUAUUAAUAAAACGCCAACUUUUUAUCAGA